Messenger RNA from Alternaria rosae, 780 nucleotides. RefSeq lists its product as uncharacterized. The coding region runs from base 24 to 632 and encodes 202 amino acids. The record is from RefSeq and is a predicted model, not a curated record. The transcript has a single exon. NCBI's taxonomy places the organism in Eukaryota, Fungi, Ascomycota, Dothideomycetes, Pleosporales, Pleosporaceae.
GUUUCCGCAACUCCUGCACAUGGAUGUCCCCAGACGCACAAGUCCAGCAAGAGUUCCUCAUGAUCCGUAAUGCAAUGCGCCGACUCUUCAAGAACUCUGACGUCUCAAAGUGGAAGUUUAGCGACUACGUUGCUCAUAAGGAGGCUAUGCUAGCAUCGCAGGCGAGCAAGCUCGCAAAUCAGGUUAAGAGCAAGGAAGACGCCCGUUUCGUAUCCUCCUCCAUCUCCUCUGACGUCAAGAAGACACUCACUAGGUGCGGUCUAAAAGGCAACUUUGAAGAGAUCGGAAACUACGGCCGCGCUCUAGGUGAGCAAACCAUCUGGUGCAACGACUGGGAGAACGGCAAGGACGAGAUCGCUCCGUGGCCCUCAAUGGCUGAGAUGAAGUGGGAAGGUGAUGACCGAGCCAAGACAGGCGUUGGUCGCUUCCUUCCUCUUCCCCGUGAAGAAGGUCCUCCAGGCCUCAUGUGGAACCAGCUCCCCGCCAUAGAGCAGUAUCCUAUGGAUCAAGUCUGCAAGAUCCCCACCAUGGAAGACGUCUAUCUCCCCGUCGACUACCAUAUCGAGCCAGACCACGAGUACCUCUGGAACAAGGGCUUGGAGAAGGAGAUGGACGACUUCCUGGAGUCAUAACGACCUCCUUCCACGCACGAAGCCUCUCCCUGUUGCAUUCACGCUUCUACAUCAUGGUCUGCAGGUCAGCUUUCAUCUUUGGAGCACUUCAGGUUUCGCAUCGAUUUGGCUCACGUCCAGCUUCCAACCAAUGUGACUAUUAGCUACU